Messenger RNA from Musa acuminata subsp. malaccensis (wild Malaysian banana), 774 nucleotides. Its product is annotated as pectinesterase inhibitor 3-like. Gene Ontology annotation, biological process: negative regulation of catalytic activity. Lineage: Eukaryota; Viridiplantae; Streptophyta; Magnoliopsida; Zingiberales; Musaceae. The record is from RefSeq and is a predicted model, not a curated record. Gene Ontology annotation, molecular function: enzyme inhibitor activity.
UGUCAUUCGCGACCUGCCUGACUGCUUCGAUCUUCUCUUUCGUUCCUAGUCUCAGACCAAAGGAAGAAUGCUCACCGUGCUCCCUCUCCGCCUCCUCCUCCUCGUUGUCCUCACCUUCGUCUCUGGCUUCUCAGCCGCCACACCACCAUCCUCCCUCGUCGCCUCCGCCUGCGCCCAAGCAAGCUACCCCUCCGUCUGCGUCCGCACGCUCGCCCCCAGCUCCCCGUCCACCCCCUCCGACCUCGCGCUUGCCGCCACCUCCGCCUCCCACUCCACCACCCGCGGAGCGGCAGCUUACCUCCGCCGCCUCACCCUCCCCCAACCCCCGAGCGACCGCGCCACUUUCCGCGACUGCGCCAACCUCCUCUCGGACGCGGCCAACCAGCUCGCGCGCGCCGCCAAAGAGCUGGCCCGCCUCAACCCCAACACCCUCCGGUCGCAGCUCGGCGACGCCCAGACGUGGGCCAGCGCCGCCAUGACGGACCAGGACAUGUGCCUCCGCGAGAUCACCGGGCUCUCCGGCCGCACCCGGGACGCGGUCGUCGCCCAGGUCACGGAGGCGUCGCAUGUCACCAGCAAUGCGCUCUAUUUCAUCACCCGCGUCGCCGCCACCCGUUGAUCGCCGUUGGUCAUGUGCCGACAAAACAAUCGGACGGCUGAUAUCUUUGUGUUUGUGUAAAUAUAAACACCUAUUUUCCUUUUGGUUUUAAGCAAACUGUGUUGGCUUCGUGUCAUGUAAUGUGUUCGAAUGAAAUGAAAGCAGUGUUGUUCUCC